Halteromyces radiatus is the source of this 537-nucleotide messenger RNA. RefSeq lists its product as uncharacterized. The record is from RefSeq and is a predicted model, not a curated record. Lineage: Eukaryota; Fungi; Mucoromycota; Mucoromycetes; Mucorales; Cunninghamellaceae. The transcript is spliced from 3 exons. Bases 59 to 373 code for a protein of 104 amino acids.
UUUUUUUUUACUUUUUCUUUUCUUUAUCAUUUUAAAACACUUGAUUAUAUUAUAAAACAUGGGCCUCUCUGAUCUCUUUGGCAAGCAACACGAAGAAGUUGAAAGCGCUUCUCAUGAACACAAGGGUUCUCUUACCCACGAAGCCAUUGCUGGUGCUGCCGCUUAUCAAGCUCUCAAGGCUUACAAUGAACACUGUGAACGUGAAGGCAAGCCCGUUGAACACGCCAAGGCCAAGCAACUCCUUGCUGGUUUCGCUGGUGCUGCUCUUGACAAGCUUGUUGAAACCAAGGGUUUGGACUUCGUUGACAAGCAAAAGGCCAAGCGUCACGCUGAAGAACAACUCUCCUCUCACUACGAUUCCGAAUAUCAAUAAAUGUAUUGAUUGGUUAUCACGUUGUACCUUUUUGUAUAUUCCCCUCUCCAAUCCGUUAUUCUCUUAGUUUAGUAAAUAUUGUCACUGUAUAACAAAGAAGAAUAAAUAAAAAAUAAAAAAAAAAUACUCUUUGGAGUUAUUUUUUUUUUGUAUAUUAAUAUUAA